Molecule: messenger RNA, 792 nt
Organism: Symbiodinium sp. CCMP2456
Lineage: Eukaryota; Dinophyceae; Suessiales; Symbiodiniaceae
Source: the annotation of a GenBank genome assembly
GCUGUGGUGUAUCACAAGAAGACGCUUCUCCAAGAUGACACGGCUUACGACGAAGUCCUGAAGCCAAUGCUGCUGGAGAUCGAAGAUACGCCGGGUUCCGAGAGGGGCUUCGACGAAGAGGACGACGGGAACCCGUCCUCCUCGAAGCAGAAGAAAGAAGUCAGCCCAAAGAUCAUGAAGGGAUCCCGCGUAGUGGUGCUCAAAGACAAGCAAGAGUUGAUGCAGCUCUUCGAUAAGUUCGGGAUGCAGUCGAAAGGAGUCGUCUACAAGCGUGGGAUGGAGAACAUGCUGGGAAAGGAGUUUAACGUGAGAUCCAUUGGCAAAGACGGUGGCAUCUACCUGCCCUCGCCAGAUGGCAGUGAGGGCGGCGUGUGGACAUUUCCCCCGGGCGCCGCGAAACUGAAGGUCUCCCUCACAUUGCCCAUCGACGAGUUCCUGCAGCUUGGGGAAAAGAAGGAUAAGGUCCACACAACUCAGAAGGAGAAACGCGAACACGUCGUGGCUUUGCAGCGACCUUUGAGUGCCUACGAGCGGCCGGUGGGUGCUCCGGAUGUGGACAAGACCCUGACCCGAAAUCGGAUGGGCUACUUCAUCUGUUUCGAUGUGUCGGAUGACAGCCUGGCUUCGCUGCGGGAGGCCAUGGCUGUUCACAAGAUGCUCUCAGAUUCCUUAGAAAAGGAGGGUAUCAAUUUGCUUCGAAAGCGAACACGCGAGAUGAAAUGGAGCUAUGUGUUGGAAGACUUAGAUCUGGCUAUGACCCCGUCCAAUGCGGCGGCUCGGUUAGCACAAUAG